Molecule: messenger RNA, 2118 nt
Organism: Apodemus sylvaticus (European woodmouse)
Lineage: Eukaryota; Metazoa; Chordata; Mammalia; Rodentia; Muridae
Product: amiloride-sensitive amine oxidase [copper-containing]-like
Exons: 4
Coding region: 19-2118 (699 amino acids)
Biological process (GO): amine metabolic process; response to antibiotic
Cellular component (GO): plasma membrane
Molecular function (GO): quinone binding; primary methylamine oxidase activity; copper ion binding
Source: RefSeq, a predicted model, not a curated record
UGUUCCUGAGCCAUAGAGAUGGCACAAAAGACCAUGACACUGGGCUGGGUGGCUGCCAUCUUGUUGCUACAGAUGGCGCUUGCACAACGCCCCAGAUGGACCCUGAAUGGCAGGCCCCGCGUAUUCUCAGACCUGAGUGUUUAUGAGAUCAGGAUUGUGCAGGACUUCCUGAUGAACAGAAAGGAGCUGCAGCUACAGCCAUCUGAGACACCAGCUUUGGGCAAGAACUCAGUGUACCUCAUAGAAAUGCUGCUACCCGAUAAGGAGGAUGUGCUGGAUUUUCUGGACAAAGGAAAAAGGAAUCCUGUGCGGGAAGCCCGUGUCGUCAUCUUCUUUGGUGCUCAGGAGCACCCUAAAGUCACUGAGUUUGCUGUUGGGCCCAUGCCAACACCAAUCUACAUGCGAGAAAUAGCCCCCGGGCCUGGGCACAAUCCAUCCUGGGCAUCUAGACCCAUUUCCAAAGCAGAGUACAGCCUCAUCCACCGUGUCCUGACAGAAGCCACCAAGCCUCUGCAUCAGUUCUUCCUUGACAUCACUGACUACUCACUAGACGACCAUACUGAGGAAGGCCUGAUCUUCACGUAUAUGGCCCCCCAUAGCACAAAGUCUAGCAAGCGCUAUAGCUGGUUCAUAUUGCAACGCUAUAUGGCGAACCACUCCCUGCAGCCCACAGGCCUGGAGAUCCUUCUGGAUCAUGGGAGCACAGAUGUGCAGUACUGGGAAGUGAAGCAGCUCUGUUAUAAUGGGAAGCUCUACAACAGCACAGAGGAACUGGCUCAGAAAUACGCAGAUGGAGAAGUGAGUGCCAUGGUUCUCAUGGACUCGGUUGGCAAGGACACAGAGAAGCCCCUAGUCUUCUCUUCCUCCAAUAUCCCAGAGGAGGCCAUCAGCACGGCUAGACCCAGAGUGUCUGAGCCCCAUGUUCCUGGCUAUAGCGUAGAGGACAACACCGUAUUCUACAGAGAUUGGAUCUUCUCCUUCCGGCUAAGACCCUCCUCUGGCCUGCAGAUCCUGAACGUGCAUUUCCAGGGUGUGCGUAUUGCAUAUGAAGUCAGUGUACAAGAGACUGUGGCACAGUUCGGAGGACAUAUAUCUGCAGGCACUCGGGCCAAGUACAUGGAUGUGGGCUGGGGUCCUGGCAGUGCUACUCGCCAAUUAGCUGCUGGCAUUGAUUGUCCAGACACAGCCACCUUCCUCGAAGUCAUUCAUCACUAUGACACCGACAAACCAGUCUCCUAUCCACAAGCUCUCUGUCUCUUUGAGAUGCCAGCAGAAAUGCCAAUUGGACACCACUUUAACUCCAACUUUAGAGAAGACUUUGACUCUAGUGCAGGGACAGAUGGACACAUGCUGGUGCUACGGACAAUCUCAACAGUCCACCACUAUGAUUAUAUUUGGGACUUCAUUUUCUACCCUAAUGGGUCAAUGGAGGCAAAGAUGCGAGCCACUGGUUUGGUCCAUGCCACCUUCUACCUGCCUGAGGAGAUGCGCUACAUCUCUCAGUCACAGACCCAUCUAUUCAGCAACACCCACACCCACCUUGUACAUUAUCGUAUUGACCUGGAUGUAGCAGGCACCCAGAACAGCUUCCAGACACUGCAGACCGUUCCGGAAAGCACCACCAACUCUGAGAAGCUGAGCUCUCACGGACUUGCAAAUACCCUAAAGCAAACAAAUUACAGCCAGGAGCACCAGGCAGCCUUCCACUUUGGAAAGCCGCUUCCCAAUUACCUAAUCUUUAGCAACCUCCAUAGAACCCAUGUGGGCCACAGGAGCAGGUACUGCCUGCAGAUCUACUCCAAACUCCAUCAGGUGCAACUGCCAGACUGGCAAAAGAAGCGAGGUAUCUCUUGGGCCAGGUACCCCUUGGCUGUGACUGAGUACCAAGACUCUGAGAAGUGCAGCAGCAGCAUCUACAGACAAAAUAAUCUUCGGAAUCCCCCCGUGGUCUUCAAGGAUUUUAUUCAGAAUGAUGCAAACAUUGAAGAUAAGGAUUUGGUGGCCUGGGUCACAGCGGGCUUCCGCAACAUGCCCCAUCCUGAGGAUAGUACCAACACGACCACACCUGAGAGCUCUGUGGGCUUUGUGCUCUGGCCCUUCGACCUCCAUGGCUUCUAG